Molecule: messenger RNA, 4001 nt
Organism: Patiria miniata (bat star)
Lineage: Eukaryota; Metazoa; Echinodermata; Asteroidea; Valvatida; Asterinidae
Product: carbonic anhydrase 1-like
Exons: 7
Coding region: 956-1762 (268 amino acids)
Cellular component (GO): cytoplasm
Molecular function (GO): carbonate dehydratase activity; zinc ion binding
Source: RefSeq, a predicted model, not a curated record
UGCACCGCGCCGGCUAUUGAUUGACCUUGAUUGACCACGUCCCGCGCCCGCCGGCGGCCAUCUAUGAACUGACGCGUGCCUCGAGUAUUUGAUUUGUACAGUAUAUUAUUCCAUAUCACCAUAUACCGCUGUAUACCGAAAGUAACACUGGCUUGUAUCAUUGUUCGUACGUUCUGCCUUUUUGACUUUUGUCAACGACUAAAAUACAAACGUGGACUGCACUGUCACGUCACGGUGGUGACCACAUGGCAAAUUCUCGUCGCAGCAUGAUAUCCAAGCAGCCUGGUUCCCUGUUGGAUAAUAGGACAUACGUAUCGAUAAUGCAUCGAUAAGUAGGUAACCAUACAUGCGGCCGGCAUACAUUCAGUUGUGCUUAAUGGACGACUGCAGGUGCACCAUACAUCAUGUACAUGUAUCAAUUAUCAUAUUCUGACUAUUGAGAAAGGUAAUUCACUGAAAUGACUGGAUAUGAAGCAGUGACACAGUCUAACUCUGCUAUUCCUGAUUAGUAUAAAUUAUGUCCGAAGUUGUAAGACAUGGUCUUUAUUCCGUGAUUAGCUCGUGUUCUUCGUGGAUGGGGUCAGAGACCUUUCCGUUUGAUGGUUCUAUUCUAUGCAUUAUAUAAUAAAUAUAAUGCCGCAUUUAGGGCCUACACAUUGACAGCAUACAGACAUUAUUAUGUGUUGUGUACCAUGGAGCAAUAAGUGGGUGUACUAUGCACCUUAAUUUCAAAGUCACACGGUGACCCGGACACGUAAUGCACGCCCCGUCAAUUAGCCAGUUGACAUUGCGAUCAUCAUAAACAUCGUUCAUUAUACUCGACGGUGAAGGCGUACGUGGUGGAUGUCGUGCAUCCGACAGUUCUCCGCACUGUGUCCGUGACCUUGCAAGAUUUGCGAAGACCGGGACGGCUUUUUAUUCAUAAAAGAUUUCUUGGAUCUGAAAUCUAUUUGUAAUGAUGGCACUUUGGGCAUAUUCCGGAGAGAGAGGACCAGCACACUGGUGUGAGAAGUUCCCAGACGCCAACGGGAACCGACAGUCACCUGUCAACAUCGUGACGAAAAAUGCCCUGGUGGACGCGUCGCAGGGCCCGCUAACCAUCGACUACAGCUCCGCUCGUUGCACGGAGAUCGUUAACAACGGACAUGCAUUCCAAGUGAAUGCCCAAUCCAGCGACACAAACUUGAGUGGAGGACCACUGUUGCACAACUACCGCUUGGCUCAAUUUCACUGUCAUUGGGGCAGCAAGGACGGUCAAGGGUCUGAGCAUACUAUAGAUGGAAAACACUAUGAUGCUGAGCUGCACAUGGUCCAUUGGAACACUGAUCUUUUCCAGACGACAGGGGACGCCCUUUCACACGACAAGGGUCUGGCCGUUCUGACAGCGUUCGUCAAGAUCGGCAAGGAGAAUUCCGGCUGGACCAAGUUGGUGGCGCUCUUGAACAAAGUCAAGUGCAAAGAUGAUAAAUGCUGCAUUGAAGAUGGUUUCGAUCCGUCCAUGCUACUUCCAGAGAAUAAGAAAGAUUACUGGACAUACGAAGGAUCCUUGACGACACCGCCGUGCUACGAGAGUGUACGGUUCAUCAUUUAUCGGGAACCCGUCGAGAUAUCUGCACAACAGAUCAAGUCACUCCGAGAUUUGCUGUCCUACAAGCAAAGCGGCCAACCCGAAAGUGGUCACCCCGAGCAUCUGAGCGACAACUACCGACCGACUAUGCCGCUCAACAGCCGUGUAAUAACGGCGUCAUUCCAUGACAAGUAGAGGGCCUGGAAUGGAAUUCAUUUGCUAACAUUACGGUCGUAGUUUCUGCGAGCUAGUGUUGGCUUACAAGGGGAAAUUCUGUCCAAGUCCUUUUUCCAGUUUGUCAAAAAAGGCUUAGUACCUUCACUGUAGAGAUUUGGGUGACUUUGGAAUAUGAAGUAAUAACAUAGCUCUCCGGGCGAAAGCCAUUCCGAGUUUAGAAUGUUUAGCAGCUUAUUAUUUUAAACCGGUGCCCAUAUGCUCAAAUUAAAUAAAUGGAAAACAGGUUGAUAAAUGAGAAUCAUGUUGUGAUUACGGUUGAUGAAUCUCGCAUACUGACGUUGGCGUAGUUCCCCGUGUGUUUACGGCCGGUAUCUAGGGCCUAUAUUAGCCUGGCAGCAUUGGUAGGAUAAUUUUUUUGUUUUAAAGAAUUGGUCAAGUAUUGACGGUGCUACAAUCUCUUGUAAUUAUAUUAUUUUUGUAUGAAUUGAAAUUUCAUUUGUAUAAUUAUGCAGUGUGCAAAUUUAUCUACAAGUAUUUACCAUAAUGUUCACUUUAAAUAUGAGUGCUAGAUAGAGGGCGAUUUAAUAUAUACUAGGCGAAUGAUAAUGUGAAAAUAACAGGUGAGCCAAGUGAAACUGAAAGUAAGCCGUGUCCGAAACGGGGUGCAGUCCAGAGCUUGGCUAUAUCUGUUGUCUAAUCGUUUCAUAGGGCAAUUGAAAUGAUGAAUUUAUUAGGCAUAAUAGGGCCUAAAUAAUACUAUUUUUUGAAGUGUUUGCAAUCUAAGUAUGCAAUGAAAUUGUAAAGUAUUUUAUUGUUUUAUAUUGUGUGCGAGUUUGUAAAGCGGAAAACUUAAGAUUGUGGUGCAAAAAAAAGAAGACAUUCCUACGCUAGAAAAAAAAAUUAUGCACAGAGAUAUUGAUUUGUCAUUCUCUUUUUUUGGCCAAAGUUUGAAGCUUCCAGAUUUUUAGAUUUGAAGUAACGUCGCUUCAAAUUAAAUAUUUAAUUCAAUAUUAAUCCAAAUCGAAUACCUCGUUUCGGUAAAAGUGGAAAAUUUUAGAAAAAUCUAUUUAGAAAUUAAGACGUUAAGAAAUAUAUUAAUAUAUAUUUAUUUAGCGUGUGAUAUGAAAUAUAUUGAAAGAAAAAUCAGGGAAAAUGCUUGUUUAAUUAUUUAAAUUUGUUUGAAUUUAGAACACAAUUAUGAUGCGUUUUGAAAUAAUAAUAUACCACUUAGAUUAAAAAUAUGUGAGUCUACAGUGCAUAAGUCAUAGUCGGGGCGUAUACAGCUUUGAGGUUGUACAUUGAGCGUCUUGAGCGCCGAUCUUAGCUCCUGUGAGUUAGUAAGUUGUAUGUCCAAAUCGUCCUAUAUAACCUGACAGGAAAAGGCAACUAGAAUUCAAAUUGCUGCAGAAAUAAAUUCUUGCCAAUGACAAUAUUUUUGGGGACAUCAUUCUGUCCUGCAAAUCAGUUGUGUUACUGACGAGUUGUAAGUUCCCCGGACCUUGAGGAUAACUUAUUCAGUGCUACUGGCGUAAAUAUUUUUGGGUCGUGGUUUGAAUCCCGUCAAGCCAAAGUAAGUUGCAAAUGUGUUCAUUCUCUACAACCAUUCUGUGUUUGUCUAGCUGUUUUAGGUACUGUAGGCAUGCACAUGCCACUCUCAUUAAUUAGUAGGUAACUUUCCAUGGUUAACUUUCCUUUCAUGAAUAUAAACUUAUAGAGGGCCGAAUAUCUCUGGUAUGUGGUUCGAAUGCAGUAGUGGGCAGUCGCAAGUAAAUCUAUACACCAGCCUGUUGUGUUUAAAGGUGCAGUUGUGAUGAAGGUCGUUUGCGUAUUCCAUGACGUUUCAAGUGACACUUGGCAUCAUUCCAAUCACCGGCGAGCUGUACUAGAGCGCAGUGCUCUGAAUUUAACACUUCGUAGAAAAAAAUGUAAAUAUUUUUGGGGUGUAAGGCCAUUACACAAAAAAAAACUUAAGUGUUUUCUUUUGGCUCAGAGUCGUAAAUAGGUUUUUUUUUUUUUUUUAUAGAAUCUAGAGCUUGAGGGAAGGUGAAGCUUAGAUUGGGUCGAACCGGUUAAAUCAAACUGAAUCAAAAAGAAGUUGGAGAGCCGAAAACGUUUUGAUCUAAGCAAGAUCUUUAUCAAAGGCAAAACUCAAUUCGAGUUUCUCUGUUUAUGGAGUCCGCUGGGGGCAUGAAUUUUCUUCUCAGCAUUUUUUUAAUAUUAAACUAAAAGGGAUAGGGGAGAGGAGAGGUACAUGUGG